This is a messenger RNA of Spodoptera frugiperda (fall armyworm), 3184 nucleotides long. It is a transcript of the gene Alg12, whose product is annotated as dol-P-Man:Man(7)GlcNAc(2)-PP-Dol alpha-1,6-mannosyltransferase. Gene Ontology annotation, biological process: protein N-linked glycosylation. Bases 79 to 2388 code for a protein of 769 amino acids. Gene Ontology annotation, cellular component: endoplasmic reticulum membrane. NCBI's taxonomy places the organism in Eukaryota, Metazoa, Arthropoda, Insecta, Lepidoptera, Noctuidae. The record is from RefSeq and is a predicted model, not a curated record. The transcript is spliced from 8 exons. Gene Ontology annotation, molecular function: alpha-1,6-mannosyltransferase activity.
AUUUGUUUUGACAUAUAUCAGCAGUUGAAGAACGAGCUAUGGGUUGAUUGGUUGUUGUUGUUGAUUUUAUCAAUAGAAAUGGUCCAAUUACUUUAUAUUAUCGCCAGCUUACAUGUGUUAUUAUGUCCAUUUACAAAAGUAGAAGAAAGUUUUAAUAUCCAAGCCACACACGACAUUUUAUAUCAUCGACAUAACCUCUCACAGUACGAUCAUAAUGAGUUCCCGGGAGUGGUGCCGCGCACUUUCAUCGGUCCGCUAGUUAUAGCAUUUCUUUCGGCGCCAGUAGUGUCGUUCUUUCAACUUACCGGAAUACACAAAUUUUGGAUGCAAUAUGUAGUGCGAUUGAUGCUGGCUGCGUCAGUGAUAGGAGCAUGGACUCGACUGAGGAAUGCUCUGCUGAAGCAGUUUGGAAGUACCUAUGCAUGGUGGUUCACACUGAUCACAGUUACCCAGUACCACUUUAUGUUCUAUAUGAGCCGGCCAUUACCUAACAUUAUGGUGCUACCACUAGUGCUCCUAGCGUUUGAGGGAUGGGUGUCUGGCAAACAUAAACAAUUCAUUGUGGCCGCUGGAGCCUCCAUCGUAAUAUUCAGAGCAGAGCUAGCCAUGCUGUUUGGACUGUUCCUCCUCAUAGACCUGCAUUUCAAGAAGAUAGAUUUUACUAAAUUGUUCAAGAUAGUAGUGCCAACGGGAGUGGGACUAGUGGCUCUGACGGUGGCAGUGGACUCUAUAUUCUGGGGCCGACUGCUCUGGCCUGAAGCUGAAGUCUUCUGGUACAACACAGUGAUGAACAAAAGCUCUGAAUGGGGUACUUCACCGUUCCUCUGGUACUUCUAUUCAGCUCUUCCACGAGGUCUAGGUCCCAGUCUAGUCCUGAUUCCAGUAGGGCUGUACCUAGACCGCAGACUGAUCCAGUAUGCUGCGCCAGCAUUUGUGUACAUAAUCCUGUACUCCUUCCUACCACAUAAGGAACUGCGGUUCAUCAUCUACGUCUUCCCCUUGCUCAAUAUGGCGUCUGCGGCCGCCUGCUCUUAUGUGUAUGUAAGAAGAACAAAAGCACCGAUAUACGAGCUGAUGUUCUGGGGCUCAGUGUUUGUGAUACUUGGCAACGUUAUCAUAUCAUUAGCAUUCAUUCUGGUCGCCAUGACUAAUUACCCCGGUGGAGUCGCUAUUACUAGAUUCCACAAACUAAUGAAGAAUGAACCAUUCGUCCAUGUACACAUCUGUAACUUAGCUGCUCAAACCGGCGUGACGAGGUUCACGCAAAUUAACGAUAGUUGGAGAUAUAGCAAGAACGAAUCGUUAGCUCUAGAACAAUUACAAGAUUAUACUCAUCUUCUUGUUGAAGCAAAAAGCAAGUACUCACCUAAUCUUAAAUACUUUGCCCAGACACAUGUGAUCUUAGAUAGUGUAGAAUCGUUCUCCCAAGUGGCUAUGAAUUAUAAACUAAUGCCUCCUGUAAAAAUUAAAACAAAACCGGCCAUUUUCAUAUUAGAACGCAAAGAUUUUCGUGAAUUUCCUCAUGGACACAAUCUUGCGGCUGUGUCCGAUCCUUAUACUCGCAUGCAAAUAGAUGAAGCGGUAUCAAAGAAUGAAGAUGUUGUCGAUGUCGUAAACUAUGAAAAUAUCAAUGAAUUAGGAUCCAUGCAAUCGGAACCUGAGGCAGAUGCUGAAGUACAAACCGAUGACAAUAUAUCAUCAGAAAAUUUAAGUACAACAGAAGUAAUUGAAUCAACCGUCGACGAAGCAACUCAAAAGCCUAGCGAAGAUAUCAUUGAGGAAGUAGAGGAACCGAUUCAGAAAGACGUCAAAGUAGACAAUAAACUUCCAAAAUUUCCUAAAGCAAAGAAAGCUUUCGAUGAUUUAAAGAUGCUUAGACAAGAAAGGAAGAAGAAGGCUAUAGAGAAAAUUAAAACAGAAACUCGUAAAGAGGUCGUAGAGUCAGCUAAAGAGAAACUGAAGGAAAUCAUGAAACGCCACAAACAUAUUGCAGUGGAACUUUCAGAGAAUAUCAUAUCUGAUAUGAGUGCUGAAAUAGAGGAGAAGGAUGGCAGAGGAGAUAUACCAGAAACCGAAGUUACUCCCGAAGAACCAAAACCAGAUCUCGUAGAUAAAGAAGAAAUUAAAGAAGAAAGCAAAGAACAGGGUGAUGCAAUAAAAGAAGAUUUAAUAGAUAAAGUUGAGACUACAAAUAAUACGAAUGAAAAUAUAGAUACUAUCGUUGAAGAGGUUAUACUUAGAUUAAUAGAUAGAAAAAUUUAUGACGACAAGACGAAACCUGAAGACAUAAAGCCUGAAGACAGGCUCAUGAUACAGAAAAUUGUUGAAGAAGUCAUAUCAGAGAAAUUGAAUUAUUCAAAUAUUGAUAGCAAUAAUAAUAAUAAAUGAGUGUGUGGAAAUGUAUAUGAAAACAUUGGCCCUGUUUUGUUUGAAUUUGAUCUCGACAUAAUUAUAACGACGCGUAUCUUACGUACCUAUCCUAAAUCUUUAUAGUCAAGGUACAGUUGCAAAGGAAAAUGAACAUUAAGAUUUAAAAAAAAUAAUAGCUAAAAUCAAUAGUAAUUAGUAAGAAGGAGAAUAUCAUAUAUUAAUAGCUUCAUCAGUAAAUCGCCAAUUUGAUAGUAGAGAGGGUCUCGUUAUUUUGAGAUGUACAAAAAGUAAACCAAAUAUGGAUAAGGUUCUAUGCGAAAGUUAAUUAAAUAUUAUAAAAAAGCGUGCCAAUUACCAAAUCGUGCCUUGAAAUGAUACUUAAGUUAUAUUGGUACACUCAUACAAAAUGUGUUGCACGUCCACCACACAGCACAGUUGGGUGAUUCGACUUUGUACAUCAUGAAUCAGAGUUGAAAUGUUUUGAUGCAACUCUUUCUAUACAUUGAUGAAUAGUCCCUUAAAAAUACUAUUUAGUGGAGUUCUGGAUCCAGAAAGGAAAAGGAAAAUAUGGCUAGAAUACAUGUCUAUAAGAUAGCUGUGCGACUUUGUAGUAGGUAAUGGCCAUCCGUGUACCAUAGAAUACAUUUUUAUAUUAUAAAUAAUAAACAAUAAGUGGGUGAUGACUUGCAUUUUGUUUCGGCUUUUAUUUUAUUAUGUUUCGCAUUUCUUUUUUAUUACAAUUUUAUUGUUGCCCCAUUUUUUCUAGUCACGUAAGUGUUUUUGUUUUAUAAAAUAAAAUUUAUGAUGUAUACUC